GUCGGCCAACACAGCAGAGAGAAGUUACGGAGGAGCCAUUGCUGCAACUCUCUCUCUCUCUACCUUUAAAGCACAGAGCUAUUAAUCAGCUGUACAUUCCUAUGAUAGUUGGCACUCGCCGGCUGUCUUUCUUUCUUUCCGUAUAGAAAAAUAAACAGCUCUUUAUUACACAUUACAAAUUAACCUGCAUUUCACUCAGCAAGUAAAUCUUUUUCUACUUUCUUCCUCUUACCCUAAUUUUUUCCCCUUCUCCUCUGCUCAACAAGAUUACAACAUAUAAUAAUAAUAUAUAUCCAUAGACUCUCCACAAUGCUUCCUACAACAUUAUUUUCUCUGGUCGUGCUGUUGGUAUUUGCAACCGGCGUGACUUUUGCAAGCGAUGUCAUAGACCUGAAAGACUCCAACUUCAAGAACAAAGUCGCUGACCAUGAUAUCAUUUUAGUGGAAUUCUUCGCGCCAUGGUGUGGACAUUGCAAAAGGUUGGCUCCUGAAUAUGAUAAAGCAGCAUCAGCAUUAAAACAUAACGAUCCACCAGUGCCAUUAGCUAAAGUUGAUUGUACUGCUGAGACAAACACCUGCCAGGAGUAUGGGGUAUCAGGGUACCCUACUUUAAAAAUUUUCCGGAAAGGAGAAUUUUCUGAAGAGUAUAAUGGACCUCGAGAAGCAGAUGGUAUUGUAAAGUAUAUGAAGUCCAAAGCAGGUCCUUCUUCUAAGACCUUACUCACUACCGAAGAUGCCAAAAAAUUUACAUCUUCUCAAGAUUUUGCAGUAAUUGGUUUCUUUUCUAGUGAAAAUGAGAUGUCAAAAACUUUCCAGAAAGUGGCUGAUUCUUUAAGUUCUGAAUUCAAAUUUGGACAUACAUUUGAAAGUUCAAUAUUAGAUGAAUAUGGUUAUAAAGAUGCUAUUGUCAUGUUCCAACCACCCAGGCUACACAGCAAAUUUGAAGAAAGCAAAAUAAAAUAUUCAAGUGAUAUCUCAGCCUCUUCAAUAAAAGAGUGGGUAAAAGAAACAAGCAUUGGUUUGUGUGGUCACAGAGUCCAAGACAAUGCCAAUGAUUUUAAAAAGCCUUUGGUUGUUGCAUUUUACGACGUUGACUACGUAAAAAAUUCUAAAGGUACUAACUAUUGGAGAAACAGGGUUAUGAAAGUGGCCAAGAAGUUUAAAGAAGCAGGAAAAGAUGUAACUUUUGCUAUUAGUGACCGGAAUGAGUUCUCCUAUGAAAUUAGUGAGUUUGGUGCAAGUGAACUCCCAUCAGCCAAACCCAUUGUUACUGUCCGAGAUUCUAAAGACAGGAAAUUUGUUAUGAAAGAAGAAUUCAGCCCGGAUAACUUAGAAAGUUUUGUAAAUGAUUUCUUUGAUGAUAAAUUGCAGCCGUAUCUAAAAUCUGAGAUUGUACCAUCUGAUAAUAGUGCACCAGUUAAGGUUGUUGUAGCUAAAAAUUUUGAUGAAAUUGUUAAUGAUAAAAGUAAAGAUGUACUCAUCGAAUUUUAUGCCCCAUGGUGUGGUCACUGCAAAAGUCUCGAACCUAAAUAUACGGAACUGGCAGAGCUUUUGAAAGAUGAAUCUGAAAUAACCAUUGCAAAAAUGGAUGCCACUGCUAAUGAUGUUCCGAAACCAUAUGAAGUUUCUGGAUUUCCAACUAUUUACUUUGCUCCAAAAGACUCAAAGGAUGCUCCUCGAAAAUACAAUGGUGGUCGUGAAGUUGAUGAUUUCGUUAAAUAUUUAGCUAAAGAAGCCACCAAUGAAUUGAAAGGAUACACCCAAUCUGGUGGAAAGAAGAAGACAAAAAAAGCAAAGAAAGAAUUGUAGAUUUUCCUUUCCAUUUAAAUAUAUUUUAUUUUUCUUAUUUAUAUCACUUAUCUUCAAUUUCUUCCUUUAUUCAUUUAAGAAAAACUUUCAAAGACUUAAAAUUCAUCUUAGGGUCCUCUGUUUUCAUCUGUUCUUUUUUGUUUUUGAUUCGGUCCUUCUGUAAUGCCACUCAGUGGUAUGAGGAUGUAAAUUUUCAUUAAAAUGCUCCUCUAAAAUUUAUGGAUGAAAGGAAAAUGUCUGAACAACUCAUACAAUGUUAUUGUACACUUAAUUUUUGCUAAUAAAUUUUUUUUUAAAAAAAGGAA
Molecule: messenger RNA, 2114 nt
Organism: Octopus bimaculoides (California two-spot octopus)
Lineage: Eukaryota; Metazoa; Mollusca; Cephalopoda; Octopoda; Octopodidae
Product: protein disulfide-isomerase A3
Biological process (GO): protein folding; response to endoplasmic reticulum stress
Cellular component (GO): endoplasmic reticulum
Molecular function (GO): protein disulfide isomerase activity
Source: RefSeq, a predicted model, not a curated record